GGAGAGCUAGACUGUGAAGGCUCCUCAUCUCUUUGACGUCUUUGCUCCUCUGACACUCUGGCACCAGCUCCCACCAUGACCCAACGGUCCUCUGUCACCAUCAAGUCCGGGGGCACCCGGAACUUCAGCGCUUCCUCAGCCAGCCUCCUCUCAGGCUGCCGGCCCAGCUUCAGCUCUUUCUCCGUGUCCCAGGGCGGGAAGAGCUUCGGAGGUGGCUUUGGGGGCGGCUUUGGGACCAGGAGUCUCCACAACCUUGGGGGUAGCAAGAGAAUCUCCGUCAGCGGGAGCUACCACUCCAGCCGUGCCGGCUUUGGUGGAGCUGGCUAUGGGCUGGGUCUUGGGGGCACAGGGUACCGAGUCGGGGGAGCCUGCAGUGGGUUUGGAUUUGGAAGUGGGAUGAUGUCUGGCGCUGGGGGCAUCCAGGAGGUCACCGUCAACCAGAGCCUCCUGACCCCCCUCCACCUGGAGAUCGACCCGUCUCUCCAGCGGGUGCGGAAGGAGGAGCGGGAGCAGAUCAAGACUCUCAACAACAAGUUCGCCUCCUUUAUCGACAAGGUGCGGUUCCUGGAGCAGCAGAACAAGGUCCUGGAGACCAAAUGGAGCCUCCUGCAGGAGCAAAAGACCACCAGGGCCAACAUCGAGCCCAUGUUUGAAGCCUACAUCAGCAACCUGAGGCGGCAGCUGGAGGGGCUGGGCGGAGAGCGGGGGAGGCUCGAGACGGAGCUGAAGAGCAUGCAGGACGUGGUGGAGGACUUCAAGAACAAGUACGAAGAAGAGAUCAACAGGCGCACAGCGGCCGAGAACGAGUUCGUGGUGCUCAAAAAGGACGUGGACGCCGCCUAUAUGAACAAGGUGGAGCUGGAGGCCAAGGUGGACGCCCUAAUGGACGAGAUCAACUUCCUGAGGGCUUUCUAUGACGCGGAGCUGGCUCAGCUUCAGGCCCAGAUCUCCGAGACCUCCGUGGUCCUCUCCAUGGACAACAACCGCAAGCUGGACCUGGACAGCAUCAUCGCCGAGGUCAAAGCCCAGUACGAGGACAUUGCCAAUCGCAGCCGGGCGGAGGCUGAGUCCUGGUACCAGAUCAAGUACGAGGAGCUGCAGCAGUCCGCUGGUCGGCACGGGGACGACCUCCGCACCACCAAGAUGGAGAUCUCCGAGCUGAACCGGAUGAUACAGAGGCUGCGUUCUGAGAUCGAUAACCUGAAGAAGCAGUGUGCCACGCUCCAGGCCGCCAUCAGUGAUGCCGAGCAGCGUGGGGAGCUGGCCCUCAAGGACGCCAAGCACAAGCUGACCGAGCUGGAGGACGCCCUGCAGAAGGCCAAGCAGGACAUGGCGCGGCAACUGCGCGAGUACCAGGAGCUCAUGAACGUCAAGCUGGCCCUGGACAUCGAGAUCGCCACCUACCGCAAGCUGCUGGAGGGCGAGGAGUGCAGACUCACUGGGGAAGGCGUCGGACCCGUGAACAUCUCCGUGGUCUCCUCCUCCGGGGGCACAGGCUACAGCGGGGGCGGCGGCCUCUGUGUGGGCGGGAGCGGCUAUGGCGCUGGCUUCAGCUCCACCAGUGGCCGCAGCAUGGGCGGCAGCACCUCCAGCAUGCGCAUCAUCUCCAAGACUUCGACCAAGAGGAGUUAUAGGAGCUAAAGGCCCCACCCUCGCCUCGGCUGCCUCCCCGCUCAGGCCCCAGCUCCCAGCCCUAGGGCCUGCCGCUUUGCUGACCCGCCCCCCACGCACAAUCAAUAGCAGAAGGCACGGGGAGCAGGGAAGUGGCCUGUGAGUUCUCAGGUCACCUCGUCCAUCGCUCUGCCUCCAGACAGGUCCCCACAAAGGUACCCCACUCGCUCCUCAUCCCAGACCCUCCAGGGUCCACAGGCAUCCAUUCCAACUAACACUGCCUCGAUUGCUCUGUGCCAAGACCAGGGCAAGGACUUGGCCCUUCCAGAGCGUGGGUGCAGUGGCCUUCCUCUCUCUGUCUGACCCCCAUCCACUGCGGCCAGAGUGCUUCACUGGGGGGUGGGGGGUUAGAACAGACCUGGUGCCCCCAAAGAAGUAGGCGCAGUCUGCGCCGGAGCCUCCACCUGUGCGGCUUCUCACGCAGACAGAACGCUUUCCUACAGGUCGCUCAGGCCAGGGAAUGUUGCAAACCCUGCCUCCAUAUUGCCUCCUCACCUCCUUCUUUGUGUCCUCACCCGGGCCCCCAGCCACUUCCCCUGUCACCUCCCACCAGCAGAAUAUUUGAUGAGAAAUCAACGCCCUUCAAAAUAGGACCAACUCGAUGACUCAGACUGGAAUGGAAUAAUUUUAUCAAGAACUCGAACGUUCUCCAUGGCCUGGGGCUGCGUUAGCUGAUAGUUCAUAGCCAAAUUCCUUCCAAACUGGCCCCAUUUAAGCCAACAUUAGAAUUACUGUCCCAAACCAAAAUUCCCAUGAGGAAAGGAGGCCACGUGAGGGCGUGUGGACGGCUGCUCUGCACCAGACGCCUGCAGCAGAGGCACCAGGAAAAGGACCCCCCUUAGCCUGUGUUAGGACCCCGUGGGAGAGUUCUCCUGCAAAGUAAUCAAGGCUCAGGACCUGUUUUCUUUCCUCUGCAGUAGCCACGUCUCUCUUCUGGAAAGUCCCUUUCGUCUCUACCUCCUUGUCCUCCUCUACCACCCAGCGUCCACUCGCAGCCCCUCUCCUUGCCUUUAUUUCUCGCCUUUCCCUCUUCCUUUUCUUCCUCUCCCACUCAUCUGUUUGGCAAUGUUAUUUCCUGCUCUCUCUCCUGACCUUUCUUUUUCGAUCUGCCUGUCUCUGAAAUGUCCGCGGUUUGGAUUUGCCCAUCCCCACCAGCCCUAGCCAGAACCGAAACUCUUGAAGGCAGUCCACCGGACUCCCUGCCCCACAGGGAGCCAACUGGGAAGAGGGGCGCUAUCUGUUCCUCGCACAGAGCGGACGCGUUGCUCAGCCCCGUGAAGGAAGCAGAGGUGGGGGUGUAAUAGGAGAGUGGGGUAGGCCGGAGACCUUUGUGAGGCUGGCAUUCACGGGGUGAUUUCCUUACUUAGUCUGAAGAGUUAGAAACCCUCAAAACACCUGCCAGGCAUCAAGAUCAGAAUGCGUGCCAAGGGCAAGUAGAGACUGGCGCCAUGCUGCUGACGUGAGGACAGGAAGUUCACUGCUUCAGAAAAAUGUCCCUCCCAUGUGGCUCUGAUCGUUUCAAACCCUCCUGAACUGCCCGCUCCCUGUGCCUGCCUGUUUCCUGAAAUAGCUUCAAUAAAAUGUCACCGAGCUUUCUGGGUCUUGGCUGCGUCUGUCCUGCCUCACCCUC
This is a messenger RNA of Equus caballus (horse), 3301 nucleotides long. RefSeq names its product keratin, type II cytoskeletal 5-like. The record is from RefSeq and is a predicted model, not a curated record. Gene Ontology annotation, biological process: intermediate filament organization; keratinization. Lineage: Eukaryota; Metazoa; Chordata; Mammalia; Perissodactyla; Equidae. Gene Ontology annotation, molecular function: structural constituent of skin epidermis. Gene Ontology annotation, cellular component: keratin filament.